This is a messenger RNA of Sceloporus undulatus (fence lizard), 2453 nucleotides long. RefSeq names its product CTP synthase 2 (gene CTPS2). Lineage: Eukaryota; Metazoa; Chordata; Lepidosauria; Squamata; Phrynosomatidae. Gene Ontology annotation, molecular function: CTP synthase activity; identical protein binding. Gene Ontology annotation, biological process: pyrimidine nucleobase biosynthetic process; CTP biosynthetic process. Gene Ontology annotation, cellular component: cytoophidium; cytoplasm. The record is from RefSeq and is a predicted model, not a curated record.
AUGGGGAGCGCCAAUGGCCCCUUUCGCUUUAGAGACUAGGGAAGUUUCUACCUAGAUGCCUCCCGCUGCAAGAUGGCAGAUGAUGGCGCUCCUCAGGGGCUUCCUCAGGAAAGGACAGGACUCCAAGCCAGGAAUUCCAGCUCGAGAUUUAUGCUGUACCUUUAAUUAUCCCAUGAAGUACAUCCUGGUAACUGGUGGUGUCAUCUCAGGCAUCGGUAAAGGAAUUAUUGCAAGCAGCAUAGGUACAAUCUUGAAGUCAUGUGGCUUAAGAGUUACUGCAAUCAAAAUAGACCCUUACAUUAACAUAGAUGCUGGAACCUUUUCACCAUAUGAGCAUGGUGAAGUGUUUGUUCUAAAUGAUGGAGGAGAAGUUGACUUGGACCUGGGAAACUAUGAAAGAUUCUUGGACAUUAACCUUUAUAAGGAUAAUAACAUCACCACUGGAAAAAUCUAUCAACAUGUUAUCAAUAAAGAGAGGCAUGGCGAUUACUUGGGAAAAACAGUUCAAGUUGUCCCACAUAUUACUGAUGCUGUGCAAGAAUGGGUAAUGAACCAGGCAAAGAUCCCAGUUGAUGGUGAUAACAAGGAACCACAAAUAUGUGUAAUUGAACUGGGUGGAACUAUUGGAGAUAUUGAAGGAAUGCCAUUUGUAGAAGCUUUCCGACAGUUUCAGUUUAAAGCCAAAAGGGAGAAUUUCUGCAAUAUCCAUGUUAGCCUUGUACCUCAGCCUAAUGCUACUGGAGAACAGAAGACAAAACCAACUCAAAACAGUGUUCGGGCUUUAAGAGGUCUUGGCCUGUCUCCUGAUUUGAUAGUCUGCAGAAGUGCUAAACCUAUAGAAAUGGCUGUGAAAGAAAAGAUAUCCAUGUUUUGUCAUGUGGAACCAGAACAGGUAAUUUUCAUCCAUGAUGUUUCUUCCACUUACCGAGUACCAAUUCUUUUGGAAGAACAAGGCAUCAUUAGACAUUUUAAAGAGAGACUAAAUCUGCCAAUUGAUGACCGACCAAGUGAACAACUUUUCAAAUGGAAAAAAAUGGCAGAUAGAUAUGAGAGGAUGUUGAAGACAUGUUCUGUAGCACUGGUUGGCAAAUAUACAAAACUGAGUGAUUGCUACGCAUCAGUUUUCAAGGCUUUGGAACAUUCAGCUCUAGCAAUAAACCACAGACUGAAUUUAAUGUAUAUAGAUUCAGCAGACCUUGAACAUAAAACAGAGGCUGAGAAUCCAGUGAAAUUUCAUCAAGCCUGGCAAAAACUUUGCAAAGCAGAUUGUGUAUUAGUUCCUGGAGGUUUUGGACACAGGGGAACUGAAGGAAAACUUCAAGCAAUUUCCUGGGCAAGGAAGAAGAAAAAGCCUUUUCUUGGAGUCUGUUUGGGAAUGCAGCUGGCAGUAGUGGAGUUUGCAAGGAAUUGUUUAAACUGGAAAGAUGCAAAUUCUACAGAAUUUGACUCAGAUACAAAGAAUCCUGUCGUCAUUGAUAUGCCUGAACACAAUCCUGGAGACAUGGGAGGUACAAUGAGAUUAGGAAAAAGGAAAACCAUCUUUAAAACAGAAGAUUCUGUUCUACGAAAACUCUAUGGUGAUCAGAUUUUUGUAGAAGAACGACACAGACAUCGCUAUGAGGUAAAUCCUGAGUUGACUCACUUCUUUGAAGAGAAAGGCUUGAAAUUUGUUGGCCAUGACACUGAAGGAAAACGAAUGGAGGUCAUUGAAUUGGAUGAUCAUCCAUAUUUUAUUGGUGUCCAGUUCCAUCCAGAGUUUUCUUCCAGACCUAUGAAGCCCUCACCUCCCUAUCUGGGUCUGUUGCUUGCUGCAACAGGGUCGCUCCGUGCAUAUUUGCAACGUGGAUGUAAAUUGUCUCCUAGAAAGAGUGACAGCUACAGUGACCUCAGUGAUGAGAAUUUUCCAGAAAAAGAUCUUCCAGAAUCAGAUACAAGGAUGCUACCUUGUCCCAUGUGAACUCAGUCUCAUCAACUUAGGACAGUCUUGAGAAUGGUACAGCACAGGACCAGGCAGUGUCGGAGUGCCCAGAUACCUGAUUUAUUUUCCCAGAUUUCUUUUUAUGCUACCCACAUUGACCCCCCCUCCCCAAAAAUCUCAAAAAUAACAAAUCAUAUUGUAUUGUAAUGCAGUAAUGUAUCCCCCCCCCCCCCCGCCCCAAGUUUGUCUGAUGUACUAUUAGGAGAGCAGUAUUGUUACCUCAUUACCAACAGUCUUGUAUGUACUGCUUCUUUGGAGACCCUUUAGAGAGUAGUGGAGAUAACUUGGUCAACCAACGAUAUGCUUAUUAUUGCACUUUCUUAAGGAAAAGGAGUUCUUUGUAGAAUAAGAUAUGUGUUUUAAUUUACUAUAUUAAGAGACAACUGUGAGAAAGAAAUUGCAGAAGGUAUCCUGUACUUCAGAGUUCUAUAUUUUAAAAAUGUUUUCCUCCUCUAAAUAAAAUUUGGUAAAUAUA